Messenger RNA from Anarrhichthys ocellatus (wolf-eel), 1481 nucleotides. RefSeq names its product thioredoxin-related transmembrane protein 2b (gene tmx2b). The record is from RefSeq and is a predicted model, not a curated record. Gene Ontology annotation, molecular function: disulfide oxidoreductase activity. Bases 123 to 932 code for a protein of 269 amino acids. Lineage: Eukaryota; Metazoa; Chordata; Actinopteri; Perciformes; Anarhichadidae. Gene Ontology annotation, biological process: brain development. The transcript has 7 exons. Gene Ontology annotation, cellular component: membrane-bounded organelle.
UUUAACGCCAAGCUAGCUAGCGUCGAGCCAUUCAUAUUGAGCUAACUGCUUCAUCACUGGCUGCCUCCGUCUUUUCGGGGUUCAUUAACAGUUUUAAUUGUAGUGCUACAGUUGAAUAGAACAUGGCUCUGCUGACUGCGUUAGUCGCUUUCCUGUACCACCUUCCGCAGGUGUAUAAGUGGUUGCUGAAGCCCUACUAUAUAGCCUCUCUCUUCAUGUCAGUAGCCUUUCUAGCUGUCCGCAAGACGCCUGGCAUCUGCGACCAUCUGCCCACACAGCGAGAGGAUGGCAACUCCUGCGACUUCGACUGGAGGGAGGUGGAGAUCCUCAUGUUCCUCAGUGCCAUCGUCAUGAUGAAGAACAGACGAGCGAUAACGGUGGAGCAGCAUGUGGGCAACAUCAUCCUGUUCAGCAAAGUGGCCAACGUCAUGUUGUUCUUCAGACUGGACAUCAGGAUGGGACUGCUCUACCUGACACUCUGCAUAGUGUCUCUGAUGACCUGUAAGCCUCCUCUGUACAUGGGACCAGAGUACAUCAAAUACUUCAGCGACAAAACCAUCGAUGAUGAGCUGGUCAGAGACAGUCGGGUGACGUGGCUUGUUGAAUUUUUCGCCAACUGGUCUCCAGAGUGCCAGUCCUUCGCAUCUGUCUACGCUGAUCUCUCUCUCAAGUAUAACUGUGCUGGUCUCAAGUUUGGUAAAGUGGACAUCGGACGUUAUGGAGAGGUCUCCAAAAAGUACAGAGUGUCUGCGUCUCCGCUGUCCAAGCAGCUUCCGUCCUUGGUGUUGUUUCAGGGAGGGAAGGAGGUGAUGCGGCGCCCCCAGGUGGACAAGAAGGGUAGAGCCGUAUCCUGGAGCUUCACUGAGGUCAGACUGGACAGUGCACUUCACAAAAUACAGGCCUUGUGCAGCAACAACAAGUUCUGUGUAUAAACGGCAAACCUAACUUUACUCAUUCAGACCGUGCUGUUGUGCUGCAGUUUACACUCCGUCUCCUCAAGGAGCUGAAACAUUGUGUAUAACUCCUUUAGAGCUCCAGACUCUGUCACAUGUGUAGACAGACAUUUCUGAAAAGAGACUUCUGAAAACUCCCUCGAAGGUGCAGAGGUUCGCUGGCUGUAAAACAGAGCGAACAAUUUACACAUUGUUGCUUUAUGUAAUGAGCAUGCCCAGAAACAACAACCAUAGCACCGUGGGCCGCGUACUAGAAAGAUGUUAAAUAAAUAGGUAUCAAACAUGUAUAAAGAAAUAACUAACUGCUAUUGUUUUACUAUUGUUGGAUUUGUUAAAGGUCAUCUAUUUUUUUUUUUUUUUUUUAAAUGGAGAGGAAAAAUGUCUUUUCAUUCAACGAGUAGAUUAAUUAAUUUAAAGUGAUAUCCACAGCUAGUUGAUGAAACCAUGUCAAAAUGAAACAGUUGUUUAUAUUGGUAUAUUUGAAAGCUCUCAGCACAUUGUGUGUGUGUGUGUGUGUGUGUGUGUGUG